Messenger RNA from Leptonychotes weddellii (Weddell seal), 2196 nucleotides. It is a transcript of the gene ATG4A, whose product is annotated as autophagy related 4A cysteine peptidase. Gene Ontology annotation, biological process: aggrephagy; autophagosome assembly; C-terminal protein lipidation. NCBI's taxonomy places the organism in Eukaryota, Metazoa, Chordata, Mammalia, Carnivora, Phocidae. Gene Ontology annotation, molecular function: protein-phosphatidylethanolamide deconjugating activity; cysteine-type endopeptidase activity. Gene Ontology annotation, cellular component: cytoplasm. The record is from RefSeq and is a predicted model, not a curated record.
CAUAGCAUCGUUUUUCACUUCCAUGUUGGGGGGACGGAAAAUAAUGAAAGCAGAAUGUCUCCUCUGCCAUCCAAGUUACCUGAUUUCACUGGUACCUCGAAAAAGGAUAUUGAGCUCAGGCUGGCCACAUACGUGGGGUUUUCGUUACAUCAGGUAUUCUUAAAGUGGAAGCCAUUGUCUUACUUCAUUUAUUAACUGGUUUUAGGCCUUUUAGAGAUGUGGCCCGUUUCUCAUGUACUAGUAGCGUUUUUAAUGACGGCCACGUGCUUAACACCAGAUAUUUACACCAUCCUGAGUGGGUUGUAUAACCUUUCACAGAUAUUUUCUCCUUCAGUGUUUAUGAUAUCCCCCGACGGUAGGCAGGGUAUAUGUGCUGUUGUUCCCAAUCCACAGUUGAGACUUGGAUCGGGCACCUAGAGACAGUCCUUCUGAUGCCUAAUCUAGGACUCUUUCCUCUAUUUUAUAUUGUCCUUCUUGCUGUUCAGAUCUUCCUAAUGUAUAUUUAGCACAGUCAGGAGCCUUCCAGAUCUCUUUGACCACGCCGAUAAUUCCCCUUGGUAGCACUGAUUCCUUAACUAAGGUUAAGACUGGCCUCCCUGAGAAGUGAGCCAAGCAAAGCCAGGUUUGGUCAGGCAGAUAAUGAUACGGCGUGGGUUAGUAUUGGUAGUCAUACCUGGCGGUCAUCGACCACAACUGCGUGCACACCGAGCAAGAAGUCUCCAAGCAGAAAGCGGGGAACGGGCCCUUCAUCAGAUGCUGGCUGGGGAUGUAUGCUACGCUGCGGCCAAAUGAUGCUGGCUCAGGCGCUGAUCUGCAGACACUUGGGAAGGGACUGGAACUGGGAGAAACAAAAAGAACAACCCAAAGAAUACCAACGGAUCCUCCAGUGCUUCUUAGAUAGAAAGGACUGUUGCUACUCUAUCCAUCAAAUGGCACAAAUGGGUGUAGGAGAAGGGAAAUCAAUUGGCGAAUGGUUUGGACCAAAUACAGUUGCACAGGUGUUAAAAAAACUUGCUUUAUUUGAUGAAUGGAAUUCCUUGGCUGUUUAUGUUUCAAUGGAUAACACAGUGGUCAUUGAAGAUAUCAAAAAAAUGUGCUGUGUCCUUCCUUUGAGGGCGGACACAGUGGGUGAGAGCCCCGCCGACACUCUGAAUGCUUCGAACCAGAGUAAGGGCACCCCUGCGGGCCGCCCAACCUGGAAACCCCUGCUGCUCAUUGUGCCCCUUCGCCUGGGCAUAAACCAAAUCAACCCUGUCUAUGUUGAUGCGUUCAAAGAGUGUUUUAAGAUGCCACAGUCUUUAGGGGCAUUAGGAGGAAAACCAAAUAACGCCUAUUAUUUCAUAGGAUUCUUAGGCAAUGAGCUCAUUUUCUUGGACCCUCACACAACCCAGACUUUUGUUGACACCGAAGAGAAUGGAACAGUUGACGACCAGACUUUCCACUGCCUGCAGUCCCCGCAGCGAAUGAACAUCUUGAACUUGGAUCCUUCCGUAGCGCUGGGAUUUUUCUGCAAAGAAGAAAAGGACUUUGAUAGCUGGUGUAGCCUCGUGCAGAAGGAAAUCCUAAGGGAAAACUUAAGGAUGUUUGAAUUAGUUCAGAAACAUCCAUCGCACUGGCCUCCCUUCGUUCCUCCAGCCAAGCCAGAAGUGACAACCACCGGGGCAGAAUUCAUUGACUCCACUGAACAACUAGAGGAGUUUGACCUGGAGGAGGAUUUCGAGAUCCUGAGCGUCUAGGGUAGUGGAAACGCGAUUUGGAGGUCUGUCUUCGAUCCGGCACCGGAAGAACACGAACCCGUUACAUGAGACUUUUCUAGUCCACAAGUGCCUGAUAUGCCAACAGCAUACAAACUUGAUAGCAAUCAUGACUGAGCCAAUUACCAUUUCUCAGAAAACGAACGAUAACAACCCUGCCCCAGAACGAACUAGAACAAUCAUGGAACAUAGGAGCAGAAAGAUUAGGAGCCGUCCCUUGCUUCCCAGCUUGUCUUACCUGGCCACAGCGAGUCUUCAGCUACUGAAACAAGGAGAUGGAUGUCUAACAGAGAGACAACAACUCCCACCUUGCUUCAAGCACCAGCAGAGGAGAGAUGGUUACCCUGUGCUUCUUCCCCCUUUCAGGAGUGACCUCUUUUGGGCUAAAUACUAAGAAGCAAUCUGUUCUCUUGCUCUAAUAAUAAAGUGAUUGCAUCAGGGA